Molecule: messenger RNA, 1611 nt
Organism: Psammomys obesus (fat sand rat)
Lineage: Eukaryota; Metazoa; Chordata; Mammalia; Rodentia; Muridae
Product: cathepsin M-like
Exons: 13
Coding region: 1-1611 (536 amino acids)
Biological process (GO): immune response
Cellular component (GO): lysosome
Molecular function (GO): cysteine-type endopeptidase activity
Source: RefSeq, a predicted model, not a curated record
AUGCCUGGAGCCCUACAGCCUCGGGUCAAUGCUGCCAUCAACACAGCCAAUCAUAAAGAUAUUAGAAUGGGUAAACAUGACUUCCUAGUAAUCCUGUGCCUGGGAGUGGCAUCAGCUGCUCUAUCUCCUGAUCCUACUAUGGAUGAUGAAUUGCAAAAGCAGAAGAUAAAACACAGAAGAGCCAUGUGGGAUGAGUUUAUGAAGAAGUCUGAACUGCACAAUAGGGAAAAUGGCCAGGAGAAGAAUGGCUUCAACGUGGAUAUGAAGGCCUUUGGUGACCUGGUGAGUGAGACUUGGAUGAAACUAAUGACUGACAUUUUAUACCCAAUGUUAGGAGAGAAGGAAAGAAUUCAAACACAGCCAGUUGGAGACAUCCUUGAAAUAGAGGGCUUGGUAGAGCCUGGUGAUAUGUUUCCCGUGCAGAAUAAGUGCUGUAUUCCUGUUCAUCCUUGCUUGGGAAUGGCCUCAGCUGCUCCAUCUGAUCCCAGUUUGGAUGCUGAAUGGGAAGAAUGGAAGAUGAAAUUUCGAAAAGCCUACAGCCCGGAUGAGGAAGGACACAGAAGAGCCGUGUGGGAAGAUAACAAGAAAAUGAUCAAAUUGCACAAUAAGGAAACUAGGCCGGGGAAGCAUGGCUUCACCAUGGAAAUGAAUGCCUUUUGUGACAUGGUGAGGACUGGUGAAGAAUUCAGGAAAAUGAUGAACCAUAUUCCAAUCCCAACUCUCAAGAAAGGGAAAAGUGUCCAGAAAUGGCUGGCUGGAGAUGUGUCCAAAUUUAAAAACUGGAAAAAGAAGGGCUCUGUUACCUCUGUGAGGAAACAGGGAACAUGUAAUUCUUGUUGGGCUUUCUCUGUGGUUGGUGCCAUGGAAGGACAGAUGUUCCAGAAAACAGGCAAACUGAUCCCUCUGAGUAUACAGAACCUAGUGGACUGCUCUAGACCUCAAAGCAAUCUGGAAUGUCAUGUAGGCAAUACAUACUUUGUAUUGGAGUGUAUGAAGGAAAAUGGGGGUCUGGAGUCUAAGACAACCUAUCCAUAUGAAGGAAAGGAAGGACCCUGCAGGUGUAAUGCAGGUAAUUCUGCUGCUAGUAUCAGAGGCCACAUGUUUGUCCCAAGGAUUGAGAAUGCUCUACUGAAGGCCAUGGGACCUUCUAUAGGACCCAUUUCUGUUUCAAUCGAUGCAAGGCAUGAUUCUUUCCAGGUCUAUAAAGAAGGUAUAUAUCAUGAGCCAAAUUGCAGUAGUGCUUUUGUCACCCAUUCUAUGUUAGUGGUUGGCUAUGGCUUUGAGGGAAGAGAAUCAGAUGACAGAAAAUACUGGCUGGUCAAGAAUAGAGCUCGACACUCUGAGCUCUCUCCAGAGCUGGAACAACCAACUCCUACUGUGUGGUCACAAUCAUGUGCAAAAAAAUGGGGCCCUAGAGGCUAUAUGAAGAUUGCCAGAGACCAGAGAAACCAUGGUGGAAUUGCUACAUAUGCCCCACAGUGUGAGCCACCUGGUGAUGAGAUAGAAGGAAUAGAGUUAAGACAACAUGGACAGAAGAGGUGUAUCAUUCUGGAAGCAACUGGCCAUUGCUGGGUUUAUCAGGCACUUCAGCCCUUUAAAAUCCAGUACUAG